AUGGUUGGCGGCUACGACAUCACCAAGUUCUACCCGAUACACAUUCACGCACUAGGGCAAACACCAGAGAUGGGUAUUAAACACCUGUACCAGCUCAUUGAGGAGCAUGCGCCCGAGGCAGUCAAGAAGGGCGAGAUCAAGAACCAGUUUGGACGCAAAGUUGCCAUAGUUCGUUCGCAGCAUUCUCGGAGUAACAGAUCUAUGAGCAUCUACAGUUUCCUCAUCGCUGUCCGAUCUGAUGGUCAGCAGCUCAUGAGCGAGACAGGCGAAACCACAUCACAUCUCAUGGGUCUCUUCUACCGCACGAUGCGCAUGGUCGACAACGGUAUCAAGCCCCUCUACGUCUUCGACGGCGCUCCACCCAAGCUCAAGUCCGGCGAGCUCGCGAAGCGGUUUCAGCGCAAGACAGAGGCACACGCUGCGGCUGAGGAGGCAAAAGAGACGGGUACAGCCGAAGACGUCGAGAAGUUCUCGCGGCGGACCGUCAGGGUGACGAGGGAACACAACGAGGAGUGUCAGCGCCUGCUCAAGCUCAUGGGCAUCCCGUACAUUGUUGCGCCGACCGAAGCUGAAGCCCAAUGCGCGACAUUGGCGAGAGGCGGUAAGGUCUAUGCCGCCGCUUCAGAGGAUAUGGACACCUUGACCUUCGAUUCACCCAUCCUGCUGCGACAUCUGACCUUCAGCGAGCAACGCAAAGAACCCAUUCUGGAGAUUCAUCUGGACAAGGUACUCGAAGGCUUGAACAUGGAGCGGAAACAGUUCAUCGACCUCUGUAUCCUCCUCGGCUGUGAUUAUCUCGACCCUAUCAAAGGCAUUGGCCCCAGCACCGCUCUCAAGCUCAUCCGUGAGCAUAAUGACUUGGAAGGUGUCGUUGAACACAUCAAGUCCCAAUCCUCCAAGAAGCUCACUAUCCCCGACGACUGGCCCUUCGCCGAUGCGCGCCUGCUCUUCCUUGAACCAGACGUCCGACCUGCCGAUGACCCAGAAUGCGACUUCAAGUGGGAAGCCCCAGACGUAGAAGGUCUUGUUAAGUUCCUGGUCGAGGAGAAGCAUUUCAACGAGGACAGGGUGCGCAAUGGAGCAGCUAAGCUACAGAAGAACAUGAAGACAGCGCAACAGAGCAGGUUGGAGGGUUUCUUUAAGCCCAUUGAGAAGACGGCCGAGGAAAAGGCCAGUCUGAAACGCAAGGCUGAGGAGAAGCUUGAAGAGAAGAAAAAGAAGCAAAAGGCUGACGCGAAGGCGAAGAAGCAGGCCAAGGCUAAGCCGAGGACAGCUGGCUAA
Molecule: messenger RNA, 1281 nt
Organism: Alternaria postmessia
Lineage: Eukaryota; Fungi; Ascomycota; Dothideomycetes; Pleosporales; Pleosporaceae
Gene: FEN1
Product: Elongation of fatty acids protein 2
Exons: 4
Coding region: 1-1281 (426 amino acids)
Cellular component (GO): cytoplasm; nucleus
Molecular function (GO): 5'-3' exonuclease activity; DNA binding; 5'-flap endonuclease activity
Source: RefSeq, a predicted model, not a curated record